Saccostrea cuccullata (small rock oyster) is the source of this 7634-nucleotide messenger RNA. RefSeq names its product nucleoprotein TPR-like. The record is from RefSeq and is a predicted model, not a curated record. The transcript is spliced from 26 exons. Bases 169 to 7017 code for a protein of 2282 amino acids. NCBI's taxonomy places the organism in Eukaryota, Metazoa, Mollusca, Bivalvia, Ostreida, Ostreidae.
GAUGAAUUCAAAACGAGGCAGCCGCUCAAAUUUGAAGAUCGGAAAAGAAGUGUAAACAUGAAUUUACAUCUGCACAACGGUAUAUAUUAAUUGGUCAAUAAAAUGUUUUAAAAGCAGACGGGUUUACAUGGUUUUAACUUUCUACCAAGUGGAUUAUUUUUAUACAAUAUGGAUCCUGGAAAAAGAGAUGCACUGGUUGCAUGGCUUGAUGCUUUUUGUGAGGAUAAGAAUAUUACCUGCAUCAGUGAUAUUAGCUCUGGGAAAGAAUUUAUUGACUUCAUUUCAAGACAUGACUCUUCAAGGAACAUAAACAAUAUUCAAUCAAAAGAGGCUAGUUUUAAUCUGGUUAGAGAAACAUUAGAAGGUAUUUAUGCUACUGACCUAUCUGGGACUGGCUCCAUUAUUGACUUCUCAGCGGUUUUUAAUCUGAACACUGCACCAGAAAUUCUAGAGUUUGAACUUGCCAAGAUUCUGCUUGCCCUUAUCGGAGCCUACUUUCAGCCCACCAAUGGAGAUGUGGGAGUGUUUGCUAAGAUUGCCUUGACCUUACCAGCUGACAAACAGGCCCACUUCCUACAGAUGCUGGAACAUAUACUCAGUAAAGACUUAGAUGAGGAAUUUGUGGCAGUUUUAUCCAAGAAAUUAGAUUCUGAUCCAGAUGGUGCUCUUUUCUUGAAACUAGUGACCAGCCAUCCUCGCCCCCUAGAGGCCUCCACGCCAUUGUUGGAACAGUCGUUCAACUUUGCCAGUAGAUGCAUCAAUGGCUCCAUGAGAGACAGCCCUGCCCCCCUCCAUCAACACAAUACCAGCGUCGGGAACCAUUCUAUACUGGAGAUUAAUUCCCCCCUACGAAUGAUGUCCCUCAACUCCUCGCCCGCCCCCACCUCCCUCGGGGACCUCGUGCAGUCACCUCAACUCAUGCAAAAGGCCCAGCUUCGACAGAAGGACAGAGAAAUCAAGAGACUGGAAUUUAAUCUGCGAAGUGAGCAGCAUCUGAGAUGUGAACUGGAAAUGGACCUUAAAGAAAAAUGUUCUAAAUUGGAACAAAAAGAAUUAAACAUCAGGGAGCUUGAGGCUACCAUAAAAGAACAGAGAAAACUACGAGAUGCUGUUGAUGAGCUGCACCAAGUUCAGAAUCUAAAUGAAAAACUGAAUCAGGAUUUACAAAGUUGCAAGGCUAAAGUCACAGAUUUCCAAGAACUGAAACAGCAGAAGGAGUACUUUGAAAAGCAGUACGAGGAAACUCUGGCCCAGUUCAAUCAGAUGGAAGAAGCUAUGCGCAGCCUUGAAUCUCUGAAACAGAGUCAUGAAAAACUCCGAGGUAAAUGCCACAAACAGGAAGUGGAAAUCUCCGUUCUACAGACCACGCUCCAACACAGGGCCGAGGAAAUCAAUGCUCUCAAAGGGGAAAUGUCUACUCUGAACGAAGCCAGGCAGUGUGCCAUUCAGCAGUUCAGCGACAUGAAAAAGGAAAAAGAGGAACUGGAAGAAAUGUUUGCUGCAAAUGGAAUGGCUGGCGGUAUAGGAGAGAGUAUGGGGGUGGUGACAGACAUCAGGAUAAGAGAUUUAGAGGCCGAGUUAUCUCAGCUGAAGUCCACCUGGAUUGACCCGGUAGUACACGAUCAAGUCAGGAAGGACCUGCUGGAAAUGUCGGAAGCCAAAGAGACUUAUCAGACAAAGUUUUCGGAGGUUCACAAAGAACUGCUGGCAGUUCAGAGUGAGUUGGACACCACAAGGUCACAGGUCACCAGCCUGGAAUCUCAGUUGUCAGAGAGUCAGCAGAUCUCCCAGGAGAAGGAGGAAACCAUCAGGUCCCAGGUCAUGAAGAUCAGGGAACAACAGGAAACACUGACGGCGGUCAGAUCAUCCGAGGAGAGUCUACAGACUCUAAAUCACGACCUGGAGGAAUCUUUGACCACUCUAAAGAAAGAACUGGCUCGAAGUCAGGCAGAGUACAAGUUACUGACAGAGGAGUUUGAGAAUGAGAAACAGAUUCAUGAGAGCAGAAGGCAGACAAUGUCAUCAUCAUUUGACACAGUUCAGUCUGAGAAAAGAAGCCUGGAGCAGACACUCAGUAAAGAGAAAGCCUCACUGACCAGUCAGAUAGAAGAACUUCAAAUCAGACUCAACUCGCAAACUGAGCAGGCUCGCAGCUCAGAGGAGGCAUUGAAAACUAAACUCGCUGCAGCUCAAAACACCAUCAAACAGACUGAGAUUGUGCUAGAGAAUGAGCGAUGGACAAAAGACAAUUACAUCAAGGCACUGAAAGAGGAAAUGACACAAUUAAAAGAGGAGAUUCAGCAGACUGAGGAAAAAUUGAAUUCUGAGAUACAGGUGUUGUCCUCGAAGUCCAGACAGCAAGAGGAGGCGGCACAGAGGGAAAUCUCUCAGAGGGAUAAUAGCAUUGAGGAGCUGAGGCAACAGUUGGAGUCCUCAAGGCAACAGAGCAGAGAGCAACAAGACAAAUAUCAAGAGGAGAAGGAUGGCCUCAACCAAGAUCUCGAUCAAGUCCGCAGCGAGAACGAGAGACUGAAAACCGACUGCGUGAUCUUCCAAGAGAAAAUUGAUAGCAUGAGUGUGAAAACCAAGUCCCAAGUUGAGGAACUUCAGAGCCAGAUUUCAUCAUGGCAAGAUAAAUAUCAGUGGAGUGUUCACGACAAUCAGAUGGUUGGGGAGCAGUUGAGUGAAUGCAAGGCUAAACUAGAAGAAAAGGGUCAGGAGCUGGAGUCCUGCAAAUCUAAAUUGUCAACAGAAAAGGAGAAAAAUAUUCAACUCAGUGGCAGAAACGGUGAUCUUGAAAGCAAACUUGAGACUCUGCAGAAAUCUUUCAGUUGUGUGAAGCUAGAAAGUGAACAAUAUCAAAAUGAAAUUCUUGAACUGAAAGCUAGUUACAAAAGUUUGGAAUCUGAUAUGCAGAACACUGUGGAUAGCUUGAAGAAUGACAUUUCCAAUUUCUCUUCAAAGAACAAAAAGUUACAAAGUGAAUUAGAAGAGCUUCAAAUUUCAUCAAUGGAGAAAGAACAAAACUUGAAGAAGGAACUAAAUAGGUUAGAGCAGACAAGUAACGAUCUUGAAAGCCGUUUACAACAAGAAAUCAAUUUCCACCAGGAGCAACUCCGACAACAUGAGGUGACAAGUGAGCAGAACCAGAAAAUUAACGUAGAAGUGGCCAGAUUACAACAGCAGCUAAAGCAUAGAGAGACAGAGCUUCAAACAGCAACGGAGGAGGUUCAGAAGAAACAGGACUUACUGGAGGAAAACAGUGGCCAGAUGGCGCUGGUCAAAAAGGUCGCUGAGGUCAAACAAGCAGACAACGAAGAGCUGCAACAGAAGAUCCAGCAACUGGAAAAGAAAAUCAAAGAGAGGAAGGAAAAUGAAUGCGAGCUCAUCAAAACGCAGAACAGAUUGAAGGCCGAGAAGGAUCAGUUUGAAAAGGGUCUGCAAGAGACGGAGACAACUGUUGGACAACUCCACAGAGAAAAUGAUGUCCUGGAAGUGGAAAAGAACAAACUGAAUGGUUUGGUGGCAAACUUGAGGAGCAGUGUGGGAGAAGUCCGUGGCCAAAGAGAUGAGCUGCAGACACAGGUAGAUCAGCUUAAAGCUGAGAAUGCCAAGCAAAUCAGAAUAAUCUCUGACCACGAAGAGGAAGCCCAGCGUUUACAGCAGAAGAUAACAAGUCUGCAAGAAGAAGUGGAUUCUUUAACCAACCAAACCAUAUCUAGUAAGGCUAACAUCCAACAAUCUGCCUCCGAGUGUGAGAGAUUGAAAGAAAAAAGCAGCAGACUGGAGGCGGAAAUUCAGGAUCUGUCUUGUCGUCUGGAUGAUCAGACCCAACAAAGGGAGUCACUCCACAGCAAGAAUCAGGAUCUAGAGGCUCAGAUUAUUAACUUCCACAAUACCCUGGAGACUGAGAAAGAAAACUUAGAGACGAUGGUCAGUGAGAAAGAAGAGGCCCACAAAAGGGUUGAGGCCUUAACAGGGGAAAUUAAUAGUCUUCAGGCUGUGCUCAGAUCUAACAGUGAAGAAUUUACAAGGGAGCUUGAAGAGAAAGAUCAGAAUAUUCAGCUACUGAAAGAAAGUAAUUCAAAGUUAGAGAGUGAUCUUAGCUGUGAAAAAAUGGAAUCUGAAAGACUCCUUCAAGAAAAGAGUGAUCUGGAUAAAAUAAUACUGGAAUUGAAUGAAAAUUCCAAGCAACUUCAACAUUCUUUGGAGCAAAUGAGAUUAGAAUACUCAAAUACUGCAAGUGCAUUGGAAACAAUGACAACAAAAUGUAGUGAUGUUGAAAAGGAAUUAAAAUUGAAGGUCGAAGAAUGUAACAAUUUCUUAAAAGAAAAGGAGAGUUUGUGUGGAAUGAUUGAGACAUUAGAAUCCUCUCUGAACCAAAUGUCAUCCCAACAGGAAGAAAAUCAUAAACAACUCAGUGACAUGUCUGAGAAAUUCAGUGAAGCAACUCGGCAACUUGAAUGCAAAGAAGAGGAGCUUGAGAAAUUAAAAUCAGAAUUCGAAAAAUCUUUAAAGGAAAAGAAACAAGUCAUUAAAGAAUAUGAAGAGCAAAUCAUAUUAACUUGUGAGGAACACCAGAAGAAGGUGUCAUCUUUACAAGAUGAAAUGUCAGAAGUUAAGCAGAAAAGUGAAGAAAAAUUGAAGAGUUUGAUUGCUGACUAUACAGCAAGCAACCACGAACUUAAAGAGGUCCAACACAGGCAGUUGACGUAUGAGAGGAAGACAGGAGAACUCGAGAAAAUGAUAAGUAUGGAGAAAGAAGCUAAAAAGGAAUUGAAGGCCAUGUUUGAGAAAACAGUGCAGGAACUGCAUGGAGAUGUGGAAUUUCAGACGAAGCGGAACCAGGAGUUAGAGAAUCAAGCUCAGAGGAGACUGAAGGAAACAGAGUGCUACUGGAGAGCACAACUGGAGCAGUUAGAGAACGAGUAUUCCAGGGCUUCUGAAGAGGUGAAAGAAAACUACAGCUCAGAAAUAUCGGAGAAACUGGAGCAGGUGACGAGUCGCUAUGAGGCCAUCGUGGCCGAGAAAGAGGGCAUGUGGAGUAAUCAGAGACACAUGUUCCAGGAUCGCGUAACUCACCUGGAGGGGCGGGUCGCCCAGCGACAGAGGGAGCUAGAGGAAAUGAGAGAGAAGAACAGAAAAAUGGAGGAUCUUCUCACAGAGGAACUGAACAGCCACAUGGAGCUGAAGACAAUUACCAGCGAACUGAGUUCCAAGAUUACAGAGAAAGACAACGCGAUCAAGGAACGUAACGCAGCAGUGGCUCAGUUACAGAAGAAAGUGAACGAGAAGGAGACGGAAAUCAGCAGUUCUCGUCAAAAGAUCUCGGAGCUCCAACAGGACGUUCAGUCCCUGCAGGACAAGAUUCAGUGUCUGUCAGAGGACAUGGAAAAUCAGACACAUAAUACAGGUGGCUUACAGAAGGAGAUAGAAGUGUGUAAAGAACAGAGAGAGGUGGCCCUAGCAGAGAUCAACAGUUACAAACAACAGCUUGGUGCAGUAGAAGCUGAAAGAGAUAGCCUACAGGAAGAAAUUGAAGGUUACUCAGAAAAGUUUGAGAAAUUCCAAGAAAACCUUGAAUACAAGCUCAAACAGGCAGAACUGCAGGUGCUGGAGACCAAAAACCAGAAGGAAAAUUUUUAUUUGAUGUCUUGUCACCUCCUUUCUGCUCUCAGUCCUUGUGGAACAAAAAUUUAUACAGUUGAUGUUUUAUCUUUGCAGCUGGAGAAUGAACUAAAACAAGUUCAGGCUGAGAAGGAGAAAACGGAGAAAAUGCUGGAUAGCUACAAAAUUCACUACAGUAAUAAAAAAUCAAUAAUAGAGGGCCAGAGCAAAGAAGUUGAGAGUUACAAAAAAGUGGCUCACGAGUUCCGACAGAAAUCAGAACAACUCAAAUGUGAUAAUAAGGCACUGAAGAACACCUUGGAUGAGAUGAAGUCAGAAAUAGCUUCCUACAAAUCUCAGCUGGAGAAGGCAGAGCAUAAUGUGUCUCCUUUACAGGAGGAGCUCCAAGCAGAGUGUUUAAAAAACAAAGCCCUCAACAAUGAGAUCAGGAGCCUUAAAGUCCAGUUAGACCACGCCUCUAGACAGCUACGUGACAUGAACAAAAGCGGUGGUAGGGUGACAGAAAAUGCAGAGAUGUUCACCACUAACAAGGUCAUUGACUCCAUCAAAAUGCAAGACCAUGAAAUGGGGCAUGCCUUGUUCGGAAAGACAGAAACCAAGACAAUUCUAAAACCUCGGGAAGUCUUAGAUUCCUUGGAUGAUUCUAUCUUCAUGGAGUCUCCACCCAAACCAGAACAUGUUAAAACUGUUAGCAAUAUAACCCUAAAGAGUGAAGCCCUGGAUACCUUAUCAGAACGUCGGAUGUCCCUGAGGAGUUAUUCCAAUCGUCUGUCUAGCUCAGACAUGAACCAGAGUAUGUACAGUACCAGCUCAGCGGCUUCAACGGCUAGUGUUCCACGUGGCAUGUUCCACUGCGAGGAUGAACCGGAGGAGUUUGAGUGGAACCGCCUGACGGAGCUACAGCGCAGGAACACCCUGUGUCUGCCCCACCUCAAAACCUCCUACCCUGUGGAGACCCAGCGCGUCAAGCCUAAAGAAAUCAGCGACGACGCACUGCGCUACAGUCUGAUGCCCAGUGGGAGUGGCAAGAAACGGAAACAGACACAGUCAAGUGACGAAGAUGAUGCAAAAUCCAUGCAGCUACGAAGCAGUAAACAGGCAAAACAUAGUACUAGCCAGAAAUUGGGAGCUUUAACCCCUUCCAGACCUAACACUCCCAGGACGCCCUCUAGUUCUAAGAAGUCAAAGAAAACACCUGGGAAGCAGAAGACCCCCAAACUCAGCAUGAACAGAGAAAACGCAUCAUCAGUCAAAAAGUCAAGACUUGGAGGACUGAAAUUCAACAUUGGUUUUACACCCAAGAACAAGAACAAAGAAAAUCCCAAGAGCACAUCUAAGGCCGAUAGAAAGCCCCUGAAAAGCAAAAAUUGGUUUCAAAUGGGACAUUAGCCAAAUAAAAUGUAAUGAUCAAUAUCCUUGCAAGCUAAGGAAAUGGAGCUCACAUUUUUUAUUCCUAAAAGCACAGACUGAAGAAAGAAAAAAUUCUGUGAUAUCACUGAGUCAGUUGAUCAACAUUUACUUAAAAACUGCAUCUUGAAUUUUAGAAAAAUGGUGGCAAGGUAAAAAUACAUUAAAUCUUGCCAAUCUUGUUUAUUAUUCAGUUCAAAAUUGUGUAUUUUGCCCAAAUUUCGCCAUGUACAAAAUGUAAAUUGCCAUAUCAGUAAGUUUUUGCUUUAAUUUAUGUACAUUGUUUGUAAAUACAUGUUUGUAUGAUGCUUCUUUCUCGACAGGGACAAAAAUUAUGCUUGAACAAUGUAUAUGACAAUUCACUGUAAUCUAAGAUUCUUUAAUGAGCCAAGAAGGGUUGUGAUUUUUUUUAUAUGUGUAUGUAUGUGCCCUUUGUUUUACAUGUGUAUAUUGUAUAAAUGGAAUCAUGUUUUACUAGUCACGUAGAAAUGUAGAUCUGUGUAGACAUUAUUUAUUGUGUGUAAUCAUGUAUGUUUUGCUUUGUAUCUCAGUGCUCAUCUUACUUCAAGCACAUGAAAAUGGCAGCAGUAAAGGAAGUA